UAGCGGAAAACACAUCAAACUAUUUUGACAUACAAUAACAAACGCUUUGUUUUUAUAAUACCUAUUCGGAAAUUGAAUACUAUAUUAUCUGCAUAAAUUGCCUCAUAAAACACUUUUUCAUCCGACAACCGAAAUAGCUUCAGGCAUUUUGAAGAAAGAUACCAAAAGCGUCCAAUCGCAAAUUGAUAAAUUUAUUGAUUUUUAAGCAUAACAAAAUGGAGACAGGCCAGAACAAAGCCGGUAGUGGAUGGCCGCGUGGUGCAACUAAUAAUGCUAUCAACAAUAAUGUUAGCACAGCGCAAAAACCAAUCAACACGAACUCAUCAAUUACAAUAAAUCGAACCAUAAAUUUGUAUCCGCUGACCAAUUAUACAUUCGGUACGAAGGAACCGCUGUUCGAGAAGGACCCCAGCGUACCAGCACGUUUCCAGCGGAUGCGUGAUGAAUUCGAUAAAAUAGGUAUGCGUCGUUCAGUGGAAGGAGUCCUACUGGUACAUGAGCACGGUUUGCCCCACGUACUCUUGUUGCAAUUGGGAACAACAUUUUUCAAACUACCGGGUGGUGAGCUGAAUCCGGGUGAGGAUGAAGUGGAAGGCUUGAAGCGUUUGCUAUCUGAAACGUUUGGACGAAAAGAUGGUAUCAAGCAAGAAUGGAUUGUUGAAGAUAUUAUCGGUAACUGGUGGCGACCGAAUUUCGAACCCUCACAAUAUCCCUACAUGUUGCCACACAUUACCAAUCCAAAAGAGCAUAAACAAAUGUUUUUGGUACAAUUGCAUGAGAAAGCACCAUUCGCUGUGCCCAAAAACUACAAGUUGGUAGCGGCACCCUUAUUCGAGCUGUACGACAAUUCCUUGGGAUACGGGCCAAUUAUCGCAUCCUUACCUCAAGCACUAUGUCGCUUCAACUUUAUUUAUCAUAAUUAAUCCUGAAUAAUAUUCAUAAUAUUUCGAAUAAAAUGUGUGUUCUACCAAACGUCAA
Sitodiplosis mosellana (orange wheat blossom midge) is the source of this 978-nucleotide messenger RNA. RefSeq names its product cleavage and polyadenylation specificity factor subunit 5 (gene Cpsf5). The transcript has 4 exons. Bases 216 to 923 code for a protein of 235 amino acids. Gene Ontology annotation, molecular function: mRNA binding. Gene Ontology annotation, cellular component: mRNA cleavage factor complex. The record is from RefSeq and is a predicted model, not a curated record. NCBI's taxonomy places the organism in Eukaryota, Metazoa, Arthropoda, Insecta, Diptera, Cecidomyiidae.